UAGCCUUUCGUCGAGUAUUGAAAGUCGAUAAUAAAGUUUAUUUAGAAUAAUUAAAUUAUUAAAUUGUACAAAACAAACAUUCAACGACUAGUGGACAUAGUGGCUGGCGCAGAAUGACUGGAAUAACCUGUGUAUUAUUCCUAUUACUUUUGACAUUUACAUCAGCAGCAGAAUAUGAUGAUCCUGACUGUAUUGUGGACAAAAGUUUGGAACCAUAUGGUUCAAACUACAUGGACUGUAGCACUGACUUACAGGUACAGAUGGGUAGGACCGAGUGUUGUAAGAUAGACGAUGCAGUUGGCUGCUGCGAACCCGGAGGAAACUGGAAACAGUUUCGUCUGAUAGGUAUAUGUCUUGGUGUAAUCACGGUCACCUUGGCCGCCUUUCUCAUUUAUUGGUUCUGGUGCAGAAAGAAUAAGCGAGUAUCCAGGGCAACCGAUUACGUUGCUCAAAAAGUAUAUGUUGCACAGGAAAGAUACUGCAGUUGUAUCCGGUGCUGCAGAAAACAGGUGGAGGCGCGAAAACACCACGAGGUGCUGAAACAGAAAGCUGAAGAAAUCCCAGCAUUCCAGCUACCAGCCGAGUCCAGCAACUCGGACCAAACCUUCGACAAGUUCUGGCAGGGACCAAUUGUUAAAUCAUAAAUACUGUAUUAGUCAAGUCUUUGACAAGUUCUGGCAGGGACCAAUUGUUAAAUUAUAAGUACUGUAUGAGUCAAGCCUUUGACAAGUUCUGGAAGGGAACAAUUGUUAAAUCAUAAAUAUUGUAUUUUAAACGUCUGUUAUUACAUUUACUAAUUUGUCAGGUUAUACAUCGCUAAAUUCACAUGUUUUAAUCUACCGUGUUUUUUUAUUUCAUCAUUUCCACCUAAAAUAGUGAUCUC
Molecule: messenger RNA, 883 nt
Organism: Ruditapes philippinarum (Manila clam)
Lineage: Eukaryota; Metazoa; Mollusca; Bivalvia; Venerida; Veneridae
Exons: 4
Coding region: 114-644 (176 amino acids)
Source: RefSeq, a predicted model, not a curated record